GCGCCGCCCGGCCCGGGCUGCCGCAGCGCCGCCAUGGACACGGCGGAGAAGGAGUGCGGCGCCCUCGGCGGCCUUUUCCAGGCCAUCAUCAACGACAUGAAGAGCUCUUACCCCAUCUGGGAGGACUUCAACUCCAAGGCGACCAAACUGCACUCCCAGCUCAGGACUACAGUGCUGGCCGCCGUUGCCUUCCUCGAUGCCUUCCAGAAAGUGGCUGACAUGGCCACCAACACCCGAGGGGCCACCCGCGAYAUUGGCUCGGCGCUCACCCGCAUGUGCAUGAGGCACCGCAGCAUCGAGGCCAAGCUCCGGCAGUUCACCAACGCCCUCAUGGAGAGCCUCAUCACCCCUUUGCAGGACAGGAUUGAGGACUGGAAGAAAACGGCCAACCAGCUGGACAAGGACCACGCGAAAGAGUACAAGCGUGCCCGGCACGAGAUCAAGAAGAAAUCCUCUGACACCCUCAAGCUCCAGAAAAAGGCCCGCAAAGAGCUGCUGGGCAAGGGGGACCUGCAGCCCCAGCUGGACAAUGCGCUGCAGGACGUCAAUGACAUGUACCUGCUGCUGGAGGAGACAGAGAAGCAGGCAGUGCGCAAGGCACUCAUCGAGGAGCGGGGCCGCUUCUGCACCUUCAUCACCUUCCUGCAGCCUGUGGUGAAUGGCGAGAUCACCAUGCUGGGAGAGAUCACCCACCUGCAGGGCAUCAUUGACGACCUGGUGGUGCUCACGGCCGAGCCCCACAAGCUGCCCCCUGCCAGCGAGCAGGUCAUCAAGGACCUGAAGGGCUCAGACUACAGCUGGUCUUACCAGACACCCCCGUCCUCUCCCAGCAGCUCCAGCUCCCGCAAGUCCAGCAUGUGCAGCAGCGGGAGCGGUGCCAAAGGUGGCAUCCCGUGGUCCGGCGGGUCCCAAACUUGCUCACCAAGUUCCAMCUAUCGCUACCGCAGCCUGGCGCAGCCGGUCAACGCGGGCACACGUCUGUCCAGUGUCUCCUCGCACGACUCGGGCUUCAUCUCCCAGGACGCCACCUACUCCAAACCGCCUUCUCCGAUGCCCUCGGACAUCACCAGCCAGAAGUCCUCCAGCUCGGCGUCCUCGGAGGCCUCGGAGACCUGCCAGUCGGUUAGCGAGUGCAGCUCCCCCACCUCGGAUUGGUCCAAAGCCAGCCCCUACGAGCAGCCCGUGGUGAGCAUCCUGCAGAGGCGCAAGGACCGCGUCGAGCACCUGCGGGAAGCGGAGAUGGCCUCAGCCGCCAUGGCGUACCCGGGCAUCAGCGUCGAGGAAGCCCCCAGGCCCCGCAUGUCACCAGCCACCAUUGCUGCCAAGCACGGCGAGGAGGUGUCCCCUGCUGCCAGCGACCUGGCCAUGGUCUUGACCCGGGGGCUGAGCCUGGAGCACCAGAAGAGCAGCCGUGACUCACUGCAGUAUUCCAGCGGCUACAGCACACAGACGACCACCCCGUCCUGCUCCGAGGACACCAUCCCUUCCCAAGGCUCGGACUACGACUGCUAUUCUGUGAAUGGUGACGUGGAGUGCGACCCCCAGAGCGAGUUCGACAAGUCCUCCACCAUCCCRCGCAACAGCAACAUCGCCCAGAACUACCGGCGCAUGAUCCAGACCAAGCGUCCUGCCUCCACCGCUGGGCUGCCUACAGGCACCAACCUGCCAGCUGGCACCACRCCGGGGGUCGCCACCAUCCGCCGCACGCCUUCCACCAAGCCCUCGGUCCGCCGCACCCUCUCCAACGCAGGCCCCAUCCCCAUCCGGCCCCCCAUCGUCCCUGUGAAGACCCCCACGGUGCCCGACUCCCCCAGCUACACCGGCCCCACGCGGGUUGGCAGCGAAGAGUGUGUGUUUUAUGCCGAUGACGCCUCUCCGGGCACCAUGGAUUUUGCCAAAGCUUCGCCCAAACGGCUGAGCCUCCCCAACACCGCCUGGGGCAGCAACGUCAUGGAGAUCUCCGUCUACUCCGGGGCCGGCCAGCACCUCUCCGCUGAGGAAGAGGAGGACCAACAGCUGGCCGCCAACCGGCACAGCUUGGUGGAGAAGAUCGGCGAGCUGGUGGCCAGUGCGCAUGCCCUAGGUGAAGGCCAGUUCCCCUUCCCUACAGCGCUGUCGGGCCCUKGCCCCGGUGAGGAGACGCCUACUCCACCGCCAGCGGCCUCCAUGGACCCCCCGGCCGAAGACAUGCUGGUGGCCAUCCGGCGCGGGGUGCGCCUGCGGAGGACCGUCACCAACGACAGAUCGGCCCCACGGAUAUUGUGAUGGAGUCCCCGGUCCCCACCGUCCCCGUCCUGCGCCGUGCCAUCCCGCUGCCCCGUGUCCCUAGGAGGAGAGCGAAGCAGUGCCCACAGCGCCCCGAGGAGCAGAGCCACCGGCGGGAGGCCACUUCACAGAGGGAGAAGCAGAGCCUGCAUCCGUACGGAGACUGAAAGCCCGCGCUGAGCCGGGUCCCGAGAUCCUUUUGUACUUUGCCCCUCACCCCCCACUCGCCCGCAGCCUCCCCGGCACUUUUGGGUGACUCGUGGGACCUGAGCGGGAGCACCC
This is a messenger RNA of Nothoprocta perdicaria, 2547 nucleotides long. RefSeq names its product MTSS1L, I-BAR domain containing (gene MTSS2). The transcript has 15 exons. Gene Ontology annotation, biological process: plasma membrane organization; cell projection assembly. The record is from RefSeq and is a predicted model, not a curated record. Bases 34 to 2265 code for a protein of 743 amino acids. Gene Ontology annotation, cellular component: actin cytoskeleton; cytoplasmic side of plasma membrane. NCBI's taxonomy places the organism in Eukaryota, Metazoa, Chordata, Aves, Tinamiformes, Tinamidae. Gene Ontology annotation, molecular function: actin binding; phospholipid binding.